AAGAAAAAGGCUCAACAAUAUGGAAGCGACAAGAAUAUUAUUGGCUUCAAAAUUGACAUAAGACUAAUCCACGAUCACGAAGACUUGGAGAUUGACCUGGCAAGCAUAGAGAUUUCCCACCCCUUCCCGGAUGAUGCCAAAGUCUGUCAUGAUGAGUCCAAGUUGUUGCGCGAGUCUGCGAUUAGUACGGAGACCAUACACCAUCUGCUGCGCCAUGAUUACGUAUACACAUGGAUUAUCAGAGUUAGUGAGUCGACAGCUAUUUUUUCCAAGGUCUUAUAUGAUGAUGAGCGUCAAGUAUAUGUCAACGUCUAUCGAUUUACGUUCAUUUUUCCUACUUGUAUAAGCGAGCUUGAAGAUUUAAAGGAUAGCCUGGAAUUGUUGUUCAAGUUCAAAGAAGACAUAAAGCGAAUUGCAAACAAAGUCCAGAAAGCAUUGAAG
Mucor mucedo is the source of this 441-nucleotide messenger RNA. RefSeq lists its product as uncharacterized. The transcript has a single exon. NCBI's taxonomy places the organism in Eukaryota, Fungi, Mucoromycota, Mucoromycetes, Mucorales, Mucoraceae. The record is from RefSeq and is a predicted model, not a curated record. The annotation marks the transcript as partial.